This is a messenger RNA of Cylindrotheca closterium, 870 nucleotides long. NCBI's taxonomy places the organism in Eukaryota, Bacillariophyta, Bacillariophyceae, Bacillariales, Bacillariaceae. The record is from the annotation of a GenBank genome assembly.
AUGAAUUCGUAUCGCCCACGAACUGAUGGCCCAACGAGGACGUUUACGGCGGGUCCUCGAUCUUCGCGAUCUACAAGAUCUACAACCUCUUCCAUCCCCAAGACGUUUACGGCUUCUUAUCAAAGAUCAGCUGCAACCACUACUACACAAAGGACUACUUUUACCAACCGGGUGAAUCGCAGAGGACCCACUUACCGUCCUCCGGCUCCCCCUAAAUUUCUUCAGCGAUCGGGAGGUAGUAGUAUGGGUCAGGAGCAAGUGAAACCAACAGAAGACGCAUCAGAUAAGAAAAAAACUGCGGUGUACAAAUCCUCGAGACUUGGAAUGCCCAGAAAAACGCCAUUGCGACAGACGCGACAGCCGGAAGAGGAGGAUUCCGCCACGACAUCCGCGGAAUCAUCCUACUCUGCUGAGGAGCCCACCACCGAAGAGAACAAGGAAUCAUUGGAAGAAAAGAAGGAAAAGCCAACGACUCGUCGCCUUGAUCCACUGGUAUAUCGUUCCAAAAAUUGCACCUUUAAUCAAGAUUAUCUGGAUGUCCUCACCUUUGAUCCGACUACGGAAGAUAUAUUGGCACUCUCAUCCGAUGAAGAAGAGAAAGUAGAAGAAGCACCCAAGGUGGUUCCUCGUAAAACGACAUUCAAGCCAUAUGUCAAGAAGGAACAAUCGGCAGGAUUUGGAUUCUGGACAUCUGGACUGGAGGAUUCCUUGCUAGCGACCAGCGGAUUCAGCUACAAGCCUGCAGUCACCAAGAAACCACUGCCCAAGAGAAACAACCGAAAUUCAAACGAGAGCGAGCAGAAGGGCGUUGCAGCACCGACCACACUUACUUCGAGAACUGCCAUGACCUCGUCGCCUCUGUUUUUCUAA